AUGGCACCAAUAGCGGGAAAUGGAGCGUCGGGAUCAGCGAGUCUUUACAAGGUGUGGGAGAUCAGAGCGCUGAAGCGGCAGAAGCGGAGCGACGAGGCGAGAAGCCUGCUGGAGCGAGUGGCGAAGCAGGUUGAGCCGAUUAUGAUCCGGCGCCGAUGGAAGGUGCCGCUGCUGUCUGAAUUCAGUCCCAGCAAUGCUCGGCUCCUGGGUCUCAACAUCAACCGAGGCCGGGAGAUUCGAAUACGACUCAGACCCGCAGGCAAGCCGGACUCAUUCUUCCCAUACGAGCAUGUGUUGGGCACCAUGCUUCACGAGCUCACUCACAUCGAACGAGGCCCCCACGAUGCCAAGUUCUACAAGCUACUAGACGAACUCAAUGAGGAGUGUGAUGAUCUCAUAGCACGAGGCAUAACAGGAACGCCCUUUGGGGGAUCUGGUCACCGCCUCGGCUCCUCUGCUUACCCCUCCAUUCGCCCAGUCCGCUUAGGCACUGCUGCUGCUGCUGCUGCUGCCAGCGCUGCUGAUUCUUCCUCUUUCAGGGUUGUUACCCCUGCUGGCCCUUCUUCUGCCCCGUCUGCUGCUGACGGGGCGAGCAGAAAAGCAGCGGCAGCAGCGGCGGAGCGGAGGCGGCAGCAGCAGCGGAUCAUGAUGCCUGUGGGCGGGCGGCGAUUGGGCGGCGACAGUGAGAUUAUGAAGGUGUUGAGUCCGGUGCAGGCAGCUGCUAUGGCAGCAGAGAGAAGGAUGAGGGACGAUGUGUGGUGUGGUGGGCAUGGGAGCGAGGGAGGGGAGGGAGGAGAGGGAGGGGAUAGGGGUCAAGGCGGGGCGAGGGAAAAGGAAGAGGAGGAGUGGGAGAGUGCAAGGGAAGCUGGUGGGGCAAGGAAGCGGCCAAGUGUGACUGAGGAGCAGAGCAGUAGGAGCAGAAAGAUGCCUGCAAGCAGUGCUGUAGCAAGUAAGAGAGCUGAUGCGGCCAGAGAAAGAUUCACAGAUGGGUCUAGAGGGGGCGAUGUGUCAGGAGGAGAGCAGCAGGCAGCGGGAGCAGGCAGGGCAGAGGGAGCAGAGGGUGUGGGGAGAGAAGACAACUGGACGUGCCGUGUUUGCACACUGAUUAACCGGUGCACGCUAGGGAAUGGUGGUGGUGGUGGUGGUGGUGGUGGUGGUGGUGGUGCUGCUGCUGCUGCUGCUGCUGCUGGUGCUGUGGACCACGCUGCCAGGUGA
This is a messenger RNA of Closterium sp. NIES-65, 1215 nucleotides long. The record is from the annotation of a GenBank genome assembly. Lineage: Eukaryota; Viridiplantae; Streptophyta; Zygnematophyceae; Desmidiales; Closteriaceae.